AUGCGGCAGCGAGAAAUGAAACAGGAAGAAGAACUGUUGGAAAAGGCGUUACGAAAGCAGCAACAGCACUUGGAUCGAAUGGGACGCAUGCGGAAAAGUUACCAGGAGAAGAUGUCAGAAGUGCAGGAGAAACUGGAUACUUCCGGUUUGAGAAACAAAUGGCUGGAGAAGAAGCAGGGGUUUGUAGGGCGCAUGGGAUCGCUCUCGCUGCAGGAGCAAGCAGGAGGAUCAAAGGGAAGACGAAGUGAGAAGAAAGUUAAGAUGCCUGAUCCGGAAGACCAAGAAGAAGAAGAGAGCGAAGAAGAGAUUUCGGAAGAGGAGAGCGAGGAUCAAAGCAGCAGUGGAGAAGACGAAGAUUGUAGAAGUGAGGAGUCCGACGGUGAUACCGAGAAAGAAGUGGACGAAGAUGAGAACGCGAUAAAAAAGAAGCACAAGAAACGAAUUAGCAAGAAGUUAGUAUCCCACGGGCUGGGGCGGCAUUCAGCUGGGCCUACAAAAGCACAAUUAGCAGCGCGGAACGGGUUAUCUAAGAAGCUUCCCAUAUUUUCCGGGAAGCCUGAAGAGUGGCCUCUUUUCAUAGGUAGCUACGAAGCAUCAAACGAGGCGUGUGGGUACAAUGACGUUGAGAACCUCGUACGGCUACAAGAAUGUCUUAAAGGAUCGGCUUUAGAAAGUGUUCGUGGACAGUUGUUGCUGCCGAAAUCGGUGCCGAAAGUGAUUGAGAAACUGCGUCAACUCUACGGACGUCCUGAACAACUUUUACAAUUUCACCUGGAAAAGGUUAAUCGGUUGGACUCCCCAAAAGCCGAUAGAUUGGAGACAUUUAUCCCUUUCGGAAAUGCGGUGGAGCAGCUUUGUGACCACCUGGAAGCUGCUGACUUGAAGCAACAUCUAAUCAAUCCAUUGCUGCUUCAGAAUCUGUUGGACAAACUGCCGUCACCAGAUAAGAGGGAGUGGGUUCGGUACAAAAUCAGCAAGAAGAAGGUGAAUUUGAGAACCUUUUCCGAUUUCCUAUCGCGAAUUGUGUCGGAGGCUUGCGAAGCAAAUGCAUGUGGUACAGUACAAGGGAACGAUGGCCGAACAGUGAAGUCCGGCAGAGGAGGAAUGAGAAAACAUGGCGCAGUCUACGUCCAUAGCACGUCCAUCAACCCAAGUGGCAGCACUCCCCUUGGGAAUCCUCCAACCGGAAGUGUAAAGCCCUGCAGAGUUUGCAAGCGAACGGAUCAUCGGUUACGGUUCUGCCAAGACUUUAAAGCACUAUCUUUCAGGGACCGAAUGAAAGUUGUCGAGAAAGGUAAACUUUGCCAAGUUUGUCUAAACGAUCAUGGAAAUGCACCGUGUAAAUUCAAAAUUCGUUGUAAUGUCGUAGAAUGCGGAGAACGCCAUCAUCCUCUUCUACAUCCGUUUGAAUCAAGAAUUGUCAUGAACAGUCACUUCCAUGUCCAAGGUGCUAUACUGUUCCGGAUGGUACCUGUUACAUUGCACUGCGGCAAUCGCAUGGUGAGCACUUUGGCGUUCUUGGACGAAGGAGCGUCAAUUACUUUGGUGGAGCGUUCGUUAACAGAUAGAUUAGGUGCAGUAGGAGUUCACGAACCGCUUACGAUCACCUGGACAGCAGACGUUACAAGAGACGAAAGAAGCUCAACGAAAAUGAACCUCUGGGUAUCCGGAAGUGAUGGGAAAAUUCUGCUGAAGGCAGUACAGACAGUAAAGCAAUUGUUAUUGCCAAAGCAGUGUGUAGUCGCGACAGCAAUGAAGGCAGCAUACAGGUAUCUACGCGAUGUCCCAUUUUCUUCCUAUUCAAGUCAGCGGCCGGGUAUGCAAAUUGGACUUAACAACCUACACGCUAUCACACCAAUGGAAACGAAGCUUGGCCAGCCUGGAGAGCCUAUCGCUGUAAAAUCGAAACUAGGUUGGGAAGUAUACGGACCGAAAAAAAAUCCACAGAAAGGACGGAAUUUUGUCGGAUAUCAUCACGAAGUUUCAAAUGAAGAGCUGCAUAAUCUUCUGAGGGAGCAGUACGCACUAGAAGAGUCCGUAGUGGCCGUACCACAGGAGUCAAAGGAAGAAAAUCGAGCUCGUGAAAUCAUGGAGUGGACAACAGUUCGUGUGGGCGAUCGUUAUCCCAUGGCGGUGCGCCGAAUGAAGCAGCUGGAGCAACGUUUAAGGAAGACACCAGACUUGUUCGACAACGUACGUAUGCAGAUCGUAGAAUACCAGCAAAAAGGGUAUGCGCAUCAGGCAACGCCACAAGAAUUAGCGAGAUUUGACCCGAGUUCAUCGUGGUUUCUCCCUAUUAACUUCGUGUUGAACCCGAAAAAGCCAGGGAAAGUACGAUUGGUAUGGGAUGCAGCGGCAACAGUGGACGGCGUUUCACUCAAUUCCCAACUUCUGACAGGCCCGGAUUUGCUCACCCCGUUACCAAGCGUUAUCUAUCGUUUCCGAGAACGACCAAUUGGAUUUGGAGGCGAUAUUAAGGAAAUGUAUCACCAGCUAUUAAUCCGAGAAGUCGAUAAAUGCGUUCAACUGUUCUUGUUCCGAAAUUCACCGGACGCUCCUCCUAGCGUAUAUGUUAUGGAUGUCGCUACGUUUGGAUCAAAAUGCUCUCCGAGUCAAGCACAUGUGGACACGGUUCAAGAAGCCGUCAACAGAGCAAAAGAAGUGCGAUUCAUUCAUGCGAAUGGUGGUUUCGAGAUAAGGAACUGGGUGUCCAACUCCGGCACAUUUCUCGACGAGUUGGGAGAAACGAAGGCGUCGCAGGCCGUACAUUUCAGCUGCGAUAAGGAGAGCGGAACCGAAAGAGUACUAGGAAUAGUGACGUAA
This is a messenger RNA of Aedes albopictus (Asian tiger mosquito), 2823 nucleotides long. RefSeq lists its product as uncharacterized. Lineage: Eukaryota; Metazoa; Arthropoda; Insecta; Diptera; Culicidae. The transcript is spliced from 4 exons. The record is from RefSeq and is a predicted model, not a curated record. Bases 1 to 2823 code for a protein of 940 amino acids.